Messenger RNA from Panicum virgatum (switchgrass), 3698 nucleotides. RefSeq lists its product as uncharacterized. Lineage: Eukaryota; Viridiplantae; Streptophyta; Magnoliopsida; Poales; Poaceae. The record is from RefSeq and is a predicted model, not a curated record. The transcript is spliced from 4 exons. Bases 1833 to 3698 code for a protein of 621 amino acids.
CCUUUUGAAUUUUGAACUCCUGAAAAUGCGGAGCGGGCGAUCGGGCGUUGCGACGGCGUCCGCGGUGUGCUAAGCCGCCGGCGUCCUUGGUUGCCGGGCGGACCGCCGUCCGGUGGGCGCGGGUGCCUGUGCGUCGGCGCGGCCCCCUGCUCGGCGUUCGCGGCGUGCUAAGCCGCCGGCGAGGCGUUGCUGGGCGUUGGCGAGACCACUGAUUCCCGACCGGCAAGGAAUCGCUCUUGUCGCCUGAUGCCUGGCCUGGGAUGACCUCCCUGCCGUCUCCGGGUGGUGCUUCCUCGCCGGAGCGUUCAACCUCGUCUCCGGGGACGACUACGUCGCCGGAGCCUUCAAUCCCGCCGGAUGCGAUUCCGGUGCUUCUGACAACUCCUUUGCAAGCGGAUUUCGACCCUGGCGGUGCGGCGAAACAGGCUGUUCGUCGUCGCCGGCGGCUCACGCUCGCGUGUCCCGAGGUGAGUGCUUUUCCGUCUGUUCUUGCAGCUCUUCCUGAGGUGGAGGAUCAGAGCUUUGCCGAUGGCGUGGCCGCAACGCCUAUCGACACCAACGAGGUAGGAAUCAACUUAGCAGAGGCUUCUUCUCCAGUGUCGAUGGUGUUGCAAUCAUCCAACGAAGUGGACAACCAUGAGUGCUUCAGUCCUGCGGACGAUGAGGCUUUACAGGAUUGUAUCAUGGCGGGUUACUCAUAUGAAGAGGCACGAGAUUACGUCUCAGAAAAGAAGAAGUGCUCAAGUUACAAUGAUGAGAUUUUCGUUGAAAAUUUUUGGGCAGAUAUGGGUUUCCCAAAGGGAACACGAUGGUGGGAAAAUGAGCGAUCGCCGGUGGGAAGUAAUCCGGAGCACAAACAAUGUGUCUCGUCGGAGCCUUCUUCACCGCAACGUGCUAAGCAAUUUUCUCUGCCAUCUAAGAGAAAGGGUGCGUCAAAUCCAGACAUUCGAAAGAAAGGGUUCGCUUUGCGUUCUUGGAAAGGCCCACUUCCUAAACGUCGAUCUCAGGUGAUCACGUUGGAAGCCUUUUUGCCAGAGACCGCAAGGAAGCGCCUCCUGCAUCCGGUUCAGCCUCUGCGUGCAGACCUCAUUGCACGUGCUCACGAUUUCGGUAGGUCCAUCUGGGACCUGAUCCCAAACGGGCCCAGGAAAUUCAAUCGCGCUCCACUUCCUGGUCGUGAACUUCCCACGCCGACACCAUCUCUAACCCUAGCGCGAGAACCUGGGUGCCCGAGAUCAGAUUCAUCGCCGGUGUUGGUGGCUAAGCGGGACCAACGCUCCUUUGCGGACGUCGUGCGGAGCUCGCCGAUGCCACCUUACCCUCGGUUUGUGGAUCGAGGCAGGGGUCGAGGCCCCAACCCUGGUCGCCGGGAUGGUCGCAGUCAUGGGGAUUUUGGCGGCGGCGGUUUCCAGGCCCACUCCAGGGCACAACACCCUGCUGGUCGCGGCCGUGAGUAUGGUCGCGAGGUAGGUCGUGAACAUGGACGUGAGCAUGGUGCUUCUGAUGGUCGCGAGCAUGGUGCUUCUGAUGGUCGCAGCGCACAUCCUGGUCGAGGAGGAGGAGGAGCUGAUCAGCAAUUUUCUAGAUCAGCAGGAAAUCAAUCCCAACAGCAGUACGUUCCUAUCUUGCCAUCUAGCAAGGCUGAUUUUGUUCAAUAGGGGGCAGAGCGGGAGCAACAGCAAUUGGAACAGGGUGCACUUAAGAAGAGGAAACCCUUCUGUUUUCGUUGCAAGUGCAGCGGACAUGUUAACGAAAAUUGCAAGGCAAAUCUCGACUGCGUUAUCUGCAACAAGAAGAAUUCCCAUUUGUCGGCCAAGUGCUCGAUUCUGAAGAUGCCUAAACCAAAUGCAUCUUUCUUUGGGUCAGGCAAGAAGGAGUUUGCUUUUAUCAGAAUUACAGACGUCGACUACAAGCUUGAGACACCAGAUCCGUCGCCCACGGGACUAGUCACCGUCUCUGGGGGACGCAUCACAGCGGAAGUAGUUCAGUCUGAACUUGCUCGUAUCAUCAGAACAGACUGGAAGUGGGAAGCUUUAGUUCAUGAUGAAAAUUCUUUUUUGGUGGCUUUUCCUAGUGACGAUUCACUGCAGAGAAUGGUUGACAUUGGCUUUCAGUUGAAAAAUCAUGGCGUCACACUCACGGUGUCAGUCUGGCAAAAUGAUCAAGAUAUUGCACCUACGUAUGAGUUAGAGGAAGUCUGGGUCCAUGUUACGGGGGUGCCACAUGCUUACAGGCAUUACUUGGUUUUCUGGGCUGUUGGGACAGUGAUUGGUGCAACUCUGGAAGUUGAUAUGCUAACUUAUAGGAUGAAGGGCGUGAUCAGAAUCAAGGUUGGGAUGAUGGAUAAGCGUCAGCUGCCACAUACUACAGACCUGGUUUUUGGUACUCAAGGUUAUCAUGUGACCUUUGCACAGGAAGAUGAACUUUUCUUGCCAGCAACGCUUCCGCCAGAAGAUGAUGAUCCCAUGGAUUUUGAUAAUUUCCGGGAUGGUAAUGGUAGUGCUGAGGAUAAGGAUAGGGAUGAUUCUUCAAAAAAAUUGAAGAGGACGAGUCAACCUGAGAGCAGCUUACCUCAGACAAAAAAUGUUGGAUCUGGACCUGCCCCAAUGCAGUGUCGGAUUGCGGUCACUCCUAUGGGAAACCAUCGCUCAUGUCCACCGAGGAAGCCGGUUUUGUCUGAAGGAACUACAAAAUCGACCAAGAUUGCGGUUACUGAACCAAGAGGUGGUUUCAGGCCGAUUCCUGGGAAUACUUUUGUUAAGCAGCAGGGAGAGGUGAUCGACACACCUUUGGGCGUAGAUGCGCUUUCGACUGGCAUGGGCGCCCAGAUGGCAGGGCCAAUGGGCGAUUCCAGCAUGGUGAUGGAUAAAAAUCCUCAGGAGCUUAAACCUGCACUGCAAGUACAAACAGGCUCUGAGUCUGUUACUUAUAGUAGUCAGGCUAAUGUUACUCCACCAAGAAAUAAUGAUUAUGCUAAUUCGCCAUCUAGUGGGCCAUCUGUGAUGGCAUCGCCGAUAAUUCCGGAGUCAAAUACAGAUACUCCUUCACCUUUGUCAGAUAAUUGUUGCGAUAAUUUCAGAUCAUCACUCGAUCUAUCUGGUACAGAUACGGUGGUAUCUGCUAAGGCGGGGGUGACAACACCGAGUAAGCAACAAGUUGUGUUGGCGUCAGGGCAGCCGGAGGUGUUCACACCGGCAGCUUUCAAGACACCUACCAACAGUAUCGCAGCAGAUGAGCUAGUUCUAGACAAAGCCAAGAGGCGUGCUGCUAUUAGGAACCUGGAUAACCCGGCAGGGACAUACCCACCAGGUAACAUAUCUUUAAAGUUACCUAUGGACAAUAGUGUUGCAAAAUUAAAGUCUAUCGGGAUAUCUAUGGGUAGCAGCUCCAAAGAGAUUAUUGUUUCUUCUAAUGCACUAAAACGAAUUGAAGUGGACAAAGUUAAGGUUCAGCCAAAAAAUAAAAGAGCGGAUACCAAUUUAAAUCCUUUUGAUUUAAGUGAUGAGGAGGAUCCUGAAAAUGAAAACAGGCUCCUUUCCCACUUAAUCAAAGACAUAACUGAUGUGGAUUUGGAUGACCUGGACCUAGGCAUGAGAAUUUGUGACCUUAAGGUGACCGGGCGUAAGUCGAAAUCAACAGCUAAAAAAGCCAAGGCGCGGAAAAAGACUCAAAAACUAAACAAAAGUGUUUCCCCAUGA